UUUAUGCUUAGAUGAGUUGAAAUUAAAUUUGCUCACUUGAUACAAUUUCAUUUUAAAUUUUCAUUGACACAUAUGCAAAAAAAAAAAAAAUCCCCCAAACAAUUGAACCCUUUUAGGAAUUGACCCAGAACGACAGACCCUGGGAAAAACUGUUAGGCCUCACAGGGCCCACCCACAGUGAGCAGGCCAGCCAAUCGCCGUCCUGCUUUGUGAUAUUCAGUCCAGAGUUCAUCUGCCGAUGGCUCGUCUUCAUCGCGCCUUUACUGUAAAGCUAUUCAGAGUUUCUGUUCCUCCUCCGCCACCGGCAGAGUCCUCGAGGGGAGCCCUCCUUGGAGGUAAACUAAAGCUUGCUGCGGAUCCGCCCGUCUAAGAUGUCAUGUGGAGUGACUUUGAGCUGAGGAGGAAUGUAAAAAACCUGCCAUAUUGAGGAACUUGGAUGACUUUACCGGGAUUCCUGACCGAUUGAUUUUGCUCAUUCUGAAAUGACGGGCACAAAAUUUACUUCUCUGAAUGAGUGUACUUAUUUUAACAAACAGCGACAGGCUGCCUGCGGUGUGUUUCAACAAAGACGGUAAUAGAAAUGGUUGGAAAUUGUUAUUCUUUCCCUGCUUGAACGCUCAUUCAUCCACAACGUGAGCAAUCAUUUCCACUCGUCUUAUCUUGCACUUUUAUGAGCAACUUGAGCAUGACUGCAGUGACAGGCACGAUCAAGUGAAGACAUAAAAAUGCUGCUGUGGAAUUCUGCUGCGGUCGUGGACCUGUUAGGGAACAGCAGUGACAAUGUGGCUGGCAAUGUGGAACAAGUCCUUGUCCCGAUAUUUGAUGCUGUGAUCCUGGUAUUGGGUGUUGGUGGACACACCACGGUGAUGGUGAUCCUAUGUAGGAGGAGCAGGAGGCGGACGGCUCAGUCAGGAACAGGUACGGACAUCCUCCUGUUGGCCCUGAGCUUUGCAGAUCUUCUCCUACUCGUCACGCUUCCUUUCCACACCGUCGCCAUCGCCAUGCAGCAGUGGCCUUUCGGGGACUUCCUGUGUCGUCUGGCGGGCUUUUUGGGAUCGGCCUGCACCUCGGCCAGCGCUUUCACGCUGUCCGCCCUGGCCGUGUCACGCUACAUGACGGUAGUGCACCCUGCCAGAACGUAUCGCUUCCUCUCUCCACGCCACGUCACCAUGACAGCCGCGCUGCUUUGGUUCCCGGCCUGCUGCCUGGCGGCACCGCAGCUGGUGUUUCGUUUUGUCGGAAGCUCUCCCAAUAACCCCAAUGCCCUUGCUUGCUUCACUUUCCUGUACCACCGAGAUCAGCUCAUUUACGGAUUGGUCCACUUCCUGGUGGCAUUCUUACUCCCCCUGGUCACCAUCGCCAUUGCAUACUGUAAUAUUUACUUGUUCCUGUGGAGGACCCGGAGUGCUGUUCAAGCUCCACAAGUUGAACGAUAUCACAGCAAGGUAACCCAGACGUCGGCGAUACUGGUGGUGGCAUUUACUCUGUGCUGGCUGCCUUCCUACGGCUUGACAUUGACUUUGCUAUCUGACAAAAGCUCGGGGGCCACCGGCACCUCACCACGUUACGGCCCGUUCAGCGUGUUUGCACGACUCAUGGCCAUCACGUCGACGGUGUUAAACCCCAUCCUCUAUGUGCUCAUCUCCCAAAGGUUCAGGCAGGAUCUGCUGAGGCUGUUUAAGAGGGAAGGGCAGAGAGCCAGUGGGGGCGGGCCGGCCUGAUUGACAGUAAUUACGAGGCCGCUGCACAAACACUGGGCUGAUUCCCACUCCUGGGAAUUACAAUUAAUCAUUUGAAAAGACUACUUGCGAGGAAUGGGCACUGCUGAGUGUUUCACAACAAGCUGUUAAGAAUCUUGCUCCUUUAUGAGACAACCGAUAACCUUGAUUUUUGUCAAGCAAUCAUGCAGAUGAAUCAUUGAAGAUCUCCAAAAGGAAUGUUGAGAUUAUGGAAAAGAGACCGAAAGAAAAAAAAAGGCUCUUUCUGUGUUGUUGUUAUUUUUUUAAACAGACGAUUGUUCCAACUUUGCAAGUUUUAUAAAAAUAAUGGUGCGCAGUUUAAAAAAAUAAUAAUAUUCAGGUUGGACAUCGCUAUUUCAAAAGGUUGUACCUUGAAAAUGGUUCAAGAUAAAAGCAAUCUGCUUGCUCGAGCGGGCG
Molecule: messenger RNA, 2156 nt
Organism: Hippocampus zosterae (dwarf seahorse)
Lineage: Eukaryota; Metazoa; Chordata; Actinopteri; Syngnathiformes; Syngnathidae
Product: galanin receptor type 2
Exons: 1
Coding region: 726-1721 (331 amino acids)
Biological process (GO): immune response; G protein-coupled receptor signaling pathway
Cellular component (GO): membrane
Molecular function (GO): G protein-coupled receptor activity
Source: RefSeq, a predicted model, not a curated record